Paramuricea clavata is the source of this 220-nucleotide messenger RNA. The record is from the annotation of a GenBank genome assembly. Lineage: Eukaryota; Metazoa; Cnidaria; Anthozoa; Malacalcyonacea; Plexauridae.
GUGCUUCAUGUCGUACCAGAGUUACCAAGCAAUUGUCAAAGAUUCAAGACUUUGUCAGAAGCAGAGACAGCAUUUGACAUUGAUUACGUCAAAUCCGAAGUAUUAAAUAAUGACACUGUUAAAUGUUGUUGUUUGAACAGUGCAGCACAUGAACAUACAGAUGAUUUACUUCAGUGCUCUUGUGGCACCAAUGAUCAUAACAGUGAUGAUAUUACAGAAG